This is a messenger RNA of Aureobasidium namibiae CBS 147.97, 1104 nucleotides long. RefSeq lists its product as uncharacterized. Gene Ontology annotation, molecular function: (3R)-hydroxyacyl-[acyl-carrier-protein] dehydratase activity. Gene Ontology annotation, cellular component: mitochondrion. The record is from RefSeq and is a predicted model, not a curated record. NCBI's taxonomy places the organism in Eukaryota, Fungi, Ascomycota, Dothideomycetes, Dothideales, Saccotheciaceae. The transcript is spliced from 2 exons. Bases 1 to 1104 code for a protein of 367 amino acids.
AUGGCGUGUACACGGGCGGUACGAUUGAACUUGUCGAGACUCGCCGGUAGACAACGGAGAUGGCAGUCCUCAUAUUCACACCUCGAGGCCGAGAUGACGACAAGGAAGAUUCGGCCAGUUUUUGAUGAUUUGACGUCUCAGAACUCGUUCAGACUCAAUGUGUCGCUGGCCGACUUCCUUCCAAACACACGGGCUCCCCUCACACCUCCGGCACCGAACAAGCCACUACCUAUGCCAAUUCCUCACCAUCUGCUAUACUUCGAACCCACAAAACCACCCUCAGACUUGCUUCCCGACGGCACCAACCCGGAUCAUUCGCCCGGUGACCCUUUCGUCCGUCGCAUGUGGGCUGGCGGCAGCGUUCUAUUCGACACUAACAAGCCUUUGCUCAUGGACAAUAGCCGUGCAGUGUGUCUCGAGGGGAUAAGAGACGUGUCUGUCAAGGGCAAGCCUGGAGAUGAGAAAGUCUUUGUCGGCAUUGAACGUCGUAUCGCACCCUUGAACAAAGAAGAAGAGACUGCCAUGGCAGACGGCAAUGGUCAACAAGACAAAAUACUUGCUCUUGAGGAACAGAUUAGACAAAGGCUAUGGAUGCCUUCCGACGUCGAGUUUGGACCUGCCAACAUCAUCGAACGCCGCAACAUUGUCUUCAUGCGUGAGAGAUCUCCAGAAGAGGCAAGAGCAGCAGUUGCUGCCGCCAAAAAGCCGGGCAAGAUGUUGAAGCCUCAGCAUCAACCUGAUUUCCACCAUACACUCCGUCCAGACGCACAAUUACUGUUUAGGUACAGUGCAUUGACCUUCAAUGCUCACUCUAUUCAUCUGGACACACAAUAUUGCCAGAACGUGGAAGGCCAUAGACAUCUACUGGUCCAUGGACCUCUAUCAUUCACACUCAUGUUGACGAUCCUACAACAACGACUGGUCAAACAGGGAAGCCAUGAGCAGAUCAAGUCGGUCGAGUACAGGAAUCUUGCACCACUCUAUGCAUACGAUCCAUUGAAGAUCUGCGGAAGAAAGUCCGAUGAUCAGAAGUAUGAGGUCUGGGCUGAGACUCCAGAAGGUGGCAUUGCUGUGAAAGGCACCGUCAAGACAGAAAGAGUCUAA